AAAAUCAUUGAUACUGCAAUGACCUUAUCUUUCCUCCGAAAAACAUCAUCCGCGGAUUCAUCACCAGAAGUAAAAGAGAAGUACGAAAAGGCGAAGAAAUAUUUAAUCUCUCAAAUAAAAGACGAGAAAGUGGAAAAAGAAUUAUUAUUAAAGACCGAUCAAAUUGUAGUUGAACAUGCAACGAAGAAAGUAAUCAAAGAAAAAGCUAAUAAAGUAGUUAUUGAAAAGGUGCAAGAAUCUGUAACUGUAGAAGAGUCGAUAAAGUUACAAAAACUCAAAAUAAUGAUGGCUCUUACCGAAGACCUUGGCAUAACCACAUCAAAAGAAAUUUCGUCAAUUAUUUGUGUCUCUGAUGAACGAGUCAAGAAAUUUGAUGAAAAGACCUGGAACACGUUCAUAACGUUCGCUUACUGCAAUAAGGUAUUAGGUAAACAUGAAACGAAAUGGAAAGUACAAAACGAAAAGGCCCGUAAAUGGAUUCAUGAACAAAUAAAGGAUGAAAAAUUAGAAAAAGAAAUUUUGGAAUCAUGCGAAAAGGUUGUGGUUGAAAAGGUUUUCGACAAGAAAUCAUCUUGGUCCCCAUCAGUUGGAGGUUAUCUCACUUCGACUACAAAAUAUCUUGAUGAUACCAUAGACAGUACCACUAAGACCAUCACAGAGGGUGCGACUCAUGCGUUAAAAUCUGUUGAAAACACUGCAGCACUUAUUAUACUUCAAUCCAAGACCACUCCCGAAGCCACCAAAAAGAUCGUUUCAACUCAAAAAACCGAUGGCUCAAUCAAAUUGGACAAACAAGUUUCUGAACAUAUUGAUAUAUCUUCUGAUGAACUUCAAAAGACUGUUCAAUCUCACGGUGUUAGUGACAAGUUAAAAAAUAUUUCGCAAAGUGCAUGGGAAACAGCAUUGUCUCUCCGCUACUUAACUAUAACUUCAUCCAAAGAUCAAGCCGAACAGCACAAGGAUAAUUCUGAGAAGGCUAAACAGUACCUUAUUAACGAGCUCAAAGAUGAAAAUUUAGUUAAGGAACUAUUAACUACAUCAGACAAGAUUAUCAUAGAACAAAGCGUUCAGAAAGAGUAUAAGGAUGCCGUCGCUAACGUUCAACAAUCUACUUCAAUUGAGAAGGUCCACGAUAUUAUAUCGAAUCAAAAGAUGAUGGUCCUUACAAUUGACCGAGACGAUUUAUAA
This is a messenger RNA of Funneliformis geosporum, 1188 nucleotides long. The record is from the annotation of a GenBank genome assembly. Lineage: Eukaryota; Fungi; Glomeromycota; Glomeromycetes; Glomerales; Glomeraceae.